Messenger RNA from Eurypyga helias (sunbittern), 5856 nucleotides. It is a transcript of the gene LAMA5, whose product is annotated as laminin, alpha 5. The annotation marks the transcript as partial. Gene Ontology annotation, biological process: axon guidance. The record is from RefSeq and is a predicted model, not a curated record. NCBI's taxonomy places the organism in Eukaryota, Metazoa, Chordata, Aves, Eurypygiformes, Eurypygidae. Gene Ontology annotation, cellular component: basement membrane. The transcript has 45 exons.
GGCCAGUACUGCGACAUCUGCUCGUCCGCAAACAGCAACAAGGCCCACCCCAUAACAAAUGCCAUUGACGGGACAGAGCGCUGGUGGCAGAGUCCCCCUCUCUCUCGGGGGCUGGAGUUCAACCAGGUCAAUGUCACUUUGGACCUUGGACAGCUCUUCCACGUGGCGUAUGUCCUGAUCAAAUUUGCCAAUUCCCCUCGUCCUGACCUCUGGGUGUUGGAGCGAUCUACUGACUUUGGCCUUACCUACGAGCCCUGGCAGUAUUUUGCCUCUUCCAAGAGGGACUGCAUUGAGAAGUUUGGACUGCAAACCGUGGAUCGUAUCACCAAGGACGAUCAUGCCAUCUGCACUACUGAAUACUCCCGGAUCGUGCCUUUAGAAAAUGGGGAGAUUGUUGUCUCUCUGGUAAAUGGACGCCCAGGAGCCAUGAAUUUCUCCUACUCUCCUCUCCUGCGGAAUUUCACGAAAGCCACCAACAUCAGACUGCGCUUCCUGCAGACAAACACUCUGCUUGGGCACCUGAUGGGCAAAGCUUUAAGGGACCCCACAGUGACAAGGAGGUAUUACUACAGCAUCAAAGAUAUCAGCAUUGGAGGGCGUUGUGUCUGCCAUGGCCAUGCAGACGUCUGUGAUGCCAAAGACCCUAAUGAUCCUUACAGGCUGCAGUGCGACUGCCAGCACAACACCUGCGGUGGGUCCUGCGAUCGCUGCUGCCCUGGCUUCAACCAGUUCCCCUGGAAGCCCGCCACCGCCGACAGCGCAAACGAAUGCCAGCCUUGCAAUUGCAACAGCCAUGCCUACGACUGCUACUACGACCCGGAGGUGGAUCGCCACAAAGCCAGCAAAAGUCGUGAGGACACAUUUGAAGGGGGAGGUGUUUGCAUUGACUGUCAGCAUCACACCACUGGCAUUAACUGUGAGAGGUGCAUCCCAGGAUACUACCGGUCCCCUGACCACCCGAUCGACUCUCCAUAUGUUUGCUACCGCUGUAACUGCGAGUCUGACUUCACCGACGGCACCUGCGAGGACCUCACCGGCCGCUGUUACUGCAAGCCCAACUACACCGGGGAGCACUGUGACGCCUGUGCCGAGGGAUACGUCAACUUCCCCCACUGCUACCCUGUUCCAGCUUUUGCUUCCAAUGAUACUGGAGAACAAGUGCUUCCUGCAGGACAGAUAAUAAACUGUGACUGCUACGCCGGUGGGACAGAAGGCAACGCCUGUCGCAGAGACCCUCGCGUGGGGAUGUGCGUGUGCAAAGCCAACUUCCAGGGAACACACUGCGACCAGUGUGCUCCAGGCCACUACGGACCCAGCUGCCAGCCCUGCCAGUGCUCCGGCCCCGGUCAGUAUGAUGGCACCUGUGACAGCGAGACAGGGCAGUGUCUGUGUCGAACAGGAUUUGAAGGGCAGUUGUGUAACCAGUGUGCUCCCGGCUACUUCAACUACCCUCUGUGCCAGCUGUGCGGCUGCAGCGCGGUCGGGACGCUGCCGGGAGGCUGCGACUCUCUGGGGAGGUGUUUCUGCAGAGCCGAGUUUGCUGGGCCACGGUGCGAGCAGUGCAGCCCUGGGCACCACUCCUACCCCCACUGCUACGCUUGCUCCUGCGAUUCCCGGGGUGCGGUGGACAACGACUGCAGCCCAGCUGGCCAGUGCCGAUGCCACGCAAAUUUUGCGGGACAUACCUGCAGCCAGUGUGCCCUGGGCUUCUACGGGUACCCCAGCUGCACACCUUGUCAGUGCUCCCAGGAGGGCUCUCUGCACAGCACCUGCGACCAGGAGACGGGGCAGUGCAGCUGCCGGCCCGGAGUGACGGGAUUGCGCUGCGAGAGCUGCGUGCCGGGCGCCUAUGGAUUUCCACACUGUGAAGUGGGCUCCUGUAACCCAGCAGGGUUGGUGACUGCAGAUCCCUCACUGGCCCCAGGCUCCUGCGCGUGUCGGGCGUACGUUGAAGGCCCAGCUUGUGACAGAUGCAAACCCUUAUACUGGAACCUGACUCCAGAGAACCCGUACGGCUGCACGAGCUGCAAGUGUGAUACCAAGGGCACCCUCAGCGGAAUCGCAGAGUGCCAGCAGGGCGAUGGGCAGUGUUUCUGCAAACCGAACAUCUGCGGCCAGUUCUGCUCGACGUGCAAAGACGGCUACUUCAAUAUGGAGAAUGCAAAUUACUUUGGCUGCCAAGGCUGCCGGUGUGACGUUGGCGGGUCCCUGGGGCCAUCCUGCGAGGAGCGGAGUGGAGCCUGUCGCUGCCGGCAGAGCACCCGCGGAGCCACCUGCACCCAACCCGCACGUGACCAUUACUUCCCUGACCUUCACCACUUGAAAUUCGAGCUGGAGGAAGGCACCACACUGGCCGGGCGGGCUGUGCGGUUCGGCUACAACCCCUUGGAGUUCGAGGGCUUCAGCUGGCGAGGAUACGCACAGAUGUCCUCCAUCCAGCCCAAGGUAGUGGUGACUCUCAAUGUGACUUCCCCCGACCUCUUCCGCCUCGUCUUCCGCUACGUCAGCCGGGGGCCCGCCAGUGUGGAAGGGAGGGUCUCGGUCGUUGAGGAAGGAAAGUUUAAUGUUUGUGGCAACUGUACAGAGCAGACCAAGCAGAUUGUCUUUGCUCCCAGCACGGAGCCAGCCUUUGUCACCGUCCCCCAGAACAGCUUUGGGGAGCCCUUCGUACUCAACCCCAACACCUGGUCUCUGGUUGUUGAAGCAGAGGGCGUGUUGCUGGAUUAUCUGGUUUUGCUACCCAGCUCGUACUAUGAAGCUCCAAUCCUGCAGCUGAAGGUCACAGAGCCGUGUACCUACCAGCCAGCCCCAGAACAAGCCACACAGAACUGCCUCUUGUAUAAGUACCUGUCCGUGGAUGGCUUCCCUGCUGCGUCAGGGGUGGACGCGGUGUGCAGGCUGGACAACCGGUUACCCAGAGCGUGUCCCGCAGCGCAGCUCACCCCCUCCCAUCCCCGGAUGGCGACGUGCAGCGGCAGUGAUGUGGAAGUCCAGCUCUCCCUUCCUGUUGCCCAGCCGGGGAAGUACGUGCUGGUGGUGGAGUACGCCAACACCAACGCCUUGCAGACGGUGGGCAUUGCUGUGAGCUCGCCACACUUAGCCAUGCAGCAGGGCACAUUCAUCUUCUACCCCUGUGCCUACAGUUUCCUUUGUCGAGGGAUUGCUGUAGAUUCCCAGAGCCGCAUGGCAACUUUUGAGCUGACCUCAGAGGCCACCAUUCGCUUCACAUCUGAUCUGGCUGACUUCUUCCUGCACAAAGUGUACCUCAUCCCUGCUGCACAGUUCACCAUGGAGUUCAUUGAGCCGAAGGUGCAUUGCAUCAGCGUCCAUGGCACGUUCUCAUCCAACAGCAGCUCCUGUGUUCCCUCAAGGUUCCUGAAGCUUUCUCAGUCAAUUAUUUUGGAGGGGGGCCAGGCUCUGCCCAUUGCUCCUGACAUCCCCCUGGCUCAGGCUGUUCAUGUGGCUCUAGCUGGGGUCCCAGUGGAGCCUGCACCUCGGCCUCCCACGGCUGUGGACCCUGCUGCAGAGCUCAUCCUCCUGCAGCCACCGCAGGCUGCUGUUGCAUUUAACAGUCGGAUCCAGACCCUGGGACGCUACGCUUUCAUCCUACACUACUACCAGCCCAACCACCCCACCUUCCCCGUGGAAGUGUUAAUCAACGGUGGGCGCAUCUGGCAAGGUCAGACCAGUGCUGCUUUCUGCCCACAUGGCUAUGGGUGCCGGAGCCUGGUAGUUUCUGAGGAUCAGAUUAUCCUGGAUGUUACUGAUAAUGAUCUGACUGUCGUCGUUCGUGUGCCAGAGGGCAAGCAGCUGUGGCUGGAUUACAUCCUUGUGGUCCCUGAGGACAGCUACACCUCUCAGUACCUGCAAGAGGAACCCUUGGACAAGUCCUAUGACUUCAUCAGCAGCUGUGGCAUCAACAGCUUCUACAUCAACCCCAGCACAUCGUCGAGGUUCUGCCGUGACUCUGCCAUCUCGCUCUCCCUCUUCUACAACAACGGGGCACAGCCCUGCCGGUGCCAUGAGGCCGGGGCGCGAGGCAGCCAGUGCGAGCCCUUUGGCGGGCAGUGUCCCUGCAAGUCCAACGUCAUCGGGCGAGAGUGCUCCCGCUGUGCCACCGGCUACUGGGGCUUUCCCAACUGCAGGCCCUGCGACUGUGGCACACGUCUCUGCGACGAAGUGACAGGGCAGUGCAUUUGCCCUCCGCACACCCUGAAGCCAGAGUGUGUUGUCUGCGAGCCCCAGACCUUUGGCUGCCAUCCCCUUGUCGGCUGCGAGGACUGCAAUUGCUCUCGGCCCGGUGUGCAGGAGCUGACGGAGCCAGGCUGCGAUGUGGACAGCGGGCAGUGCAGGUGCAAGCCCAACAUCAUCGGGCGACAGUGUGACCUCUGUGCCCCUGGCUACUACCACUACCCCAACUGCCGGCCGUGUGACUGCCACCAGGCUGGCACUGCAGCGAGCGUGUGCGACCCGGUCACGGGGCAGUGUCACUGCAAGGAAAAUGUGGAGGGCCCGAGGUGUGACCAGUGCCGCCUGGGAACAUUUUCUUUGGAGGCCAGCAACCCCAAGGGCUGCACCAAGUGCUUCUGCUUUGGCGCGACCGAUCGGUGCCGCAGUGCUGAGAAGCACCGAGCUGAGUUCGUUGACAUGAACGGGUGGCUCUUGUUGAGCAGCGACCGCCUGGAAGUGCCGACGACCCUGAGCCUGCGGGAGCAGCUCCUCCACGCUGAUCUCAAGAACCUCCCGGAUGCCUACCAGGACCUCUACUGGGUUGCACCCAGCUCCUACCUUGGGGACCGCGUUUCCUCCUACGGUGGACACCUGCGCUAUGAGCUGCACUCCAACCCUCGGAGGGGUGAUGUCUUCAUCCCCAUGGAGUCACGCCCGGAUGUGAUCCUGAAGGGAAAUCAGAUGAGCAUCAUGUUUCUGGAAGGCACGUACCCGUCCCCAGGGGAGGUACAUGAGGGCCAGCUGCAGCUGGUGGAGGGUAACUUCCGGCACACAGAGACGCACAACCCUGUGUCCAGAGAAGAGCUCAUGAUGGUGCUGGCAAACCUGGAACAGCUGCAGAUCCGGGCCCUCUUCUCCCAGCUCUCUUCAUCCGUGUCCCUGCGCCGCGUGGUCCUGGAGAUGGCAACAGAUACAGCUACUGGCAUCCGCGCCAGCAACGUGGAGCUGUGCUUUUGCCCAGCUAACUACCAGGGGGACUCCUGCCAGGAAUGUGCUCCAGGUUACUACAGGGACACCAAGGGGCUCUUUCUGGGAAAAUGCAUCCCAUGUCAUUGCAACGGCCACUCAGAUCAGUGCUUGCCAGGCUCGGGGAUAUGCCUUAACUGCCAGCAUAACACAGAGGGAGACCACUGUGAGCGAUGCAAGGAUGGCUAUGUGGGCAGCCACUCUGCCGAAGAACCUCUACAGUGUGUUGGAUGUCCAUGCCCUCUUUCAGUUGCCUCCAACAAUUUUGCCGUCGGUUGUGUCCGUAAGGGCUCCAGCAUGCAGUGCCUCUGCAAGCCCGGCUACGCUGGACCCAACUGUGAGCGCUGUGCCCCAGGAUACUACGGCAAUCCCUUGGUGAUUGGCAGCUCGUGCCAGCCCUGCGACUGCAGCGGAAACACAGAUCCCAACAUGCUGUUCAGCAGCUGCGACUCCCUGACAGGCGCCUGCACGGGGUGCAUGCACCACACGGCCGGCCCACGGUGCGAGGUCUGCACCCCCGGCUACUAUGGGGACGCGGUGACAGCCAAGAACUGCACACAGUGCAAUUGUUCGCCUUGUGGGACAGAGUCGUGCCAUCCACAAACCGGCCAGUGCUUCUGCAAGACUGGAGUGACAGGCCAACACUGUGACCACUGCGAG